AUGUUCCGUCCCACUGAUGUCUGGCAAACAUUAGGAAUUCGAGAAUGCGAAGUUAUACAAUGGUAUGUCGAGCCGGAAGCUCGAGUUGAGCAAUUCGACAAGAUAUGCGAAGUGCAGUCGGACAAGGCCUCGGUCGAGAUAACAUCUCGGUUUGACGGCGUCAUCAAGAAACUCCAUUAUGAAGCCGGAGAAACAGCCAUAGUUGGGAAGCCGCUCGUUGAUAUCGACAUUCAAAGUGAGCUCUCCGCCGAAGACGAGGCGUACACGACUGCGCCGCCGGCGCAAAGCGGAGAACAGUCAGCUCCGCAGCAACAAAACCAUAUACAAACAACGUCUUCUACUCCGCCUCCGCCUCCGUUACCAGAAUCUCUCCGUCACAAUGGCAAAAACAGGAACAAGGACGGAGACAAGGAAAGGCCAAAGCCAACAAGUCAGGCGGCAUCCCUUUUGUCACAACCGAGUCCAGCCGAGUCCUCCGCCGGGCAAAUCCACAACCAUAACCAUUCAAAUGGAAGCUUGGCUACGCCCGCCGUCAGGCGAAUUGCCAGAGAAUUCGACGUCCAAAUUGAAGACAUCCCGGGCAGCGGCAAAGAUGGGAGAGUUCUAAAAGAGGACGUUGAGCGCUUCGUCGCCAGCCUGGGCGAACAAACAACCGCUACCACCGCUCACGGCCCUGGCACAGAACAGCCCACGCUUGCAUCCGCGCAUGGUCAGCCGGCAACAGCAGCUACUGCAGGUUCUUCUCCUAGCCAAGAAGACAGAAUUGUCCCACUCACACCUAUCCAAGCCCAAAUGUUCAAACAAAUGACCCGAUCACUCUCCAUUCCGCACUUUUUAUACACGGACGAGACGGAUCUGACAGCACUCAGUGCUCUUCGGAACCGAAUCAACCACUCCUCUUACCUACCUUCUUCUUCAUCAUCUUCUUCUUCUUCUUCUGAGCACCAAAAACUCUCUUUUCUCCCAUUCAUAAUAAAAGCCGUCUCAAUUGCGCUCUCCGAGUUUCCCAUAAUCAACGCGCGUGUCGAACUCGAUCCUUCUUCCCCAUCAUCAUCAUCAUCAUCAUCAUCAUCAUCAUCAUCAUCAUCAUCAUCAUCAUCCUCCUCAUCCUCCUCCUCAAAACCCCGCCUCAUCUACCGCGCCCAGCACAACAUCGGCAUCGCCAUGGACACUCCCAUGGGUCUUCUCGUGCCUAACAUCAAGAACGUCUCCUCGCUACGCAUCACCGACAUUGCAUCCGAACUCUCACGUCUCACCGCGCUCGCCAAAGCCGGGAAACUCUCCACUGCAGAUCUGUCCGGUGGCACAUUUACCAUUUCCAAUAUCGGCUCGAUUGGCGGCACCGUUGUCGCGCCAAUCAUUGUCGCGAACGAAGUGGCCAUUUUGGGCAUUGGACGCGCUAGACCUGUGCCAAUUUUUCUCGAUGACGUUGCUGUUGUCAGUAGUAGUUGUGAAGGUCGUGCUGCUGCUGCUGCUGCUGCUGCUGCUGGCAAUGGUUCUGCUUUCAGGAGCCGAAGCAGGAACAAUAAUAAUAAUAAUAAUAGCGUAGUGAGAAGGGAAAUGGCGUGUUUUUCUUACUCGGCGGAUCAUAGAGUCGUGGAUGGUGCGACAAUGGCCCGGAUGGCAGAACGCGUGAGACGUCUGGUCGAGAGGCCGGAGGAGAUGCUUGUCUUGCUGAAAUAG
Molecule: messenger RNA, 1683 nt
Organism: Xylona heveae TC161
Lineage: Eukaryota; Fungi; Ascomycota; Xylonomycetes; Xylonales; Xylonaceae
Exons: 3
Coding region: 1-1683 (560 amino acids)
Cellular component (GO): mitochondrion; cytoplasm
Molecular function (GO): lipoic acid binding; acetyltransferase activity
Source: RefSeq, a predicted model, not a curated record